CGCCUUGACCUGUGGGUUCAGCUGGCUGGUGCUUAACUAAACAUUACGAUCAGAAAACGUAAAGCUAUCAGGAGAAGUUGUGCAGACAGGAGAGAUCUUGAUUAUUUUAAAAAAAACGAGCUUCGCCAAUGAUGGCUGCUGCUACCAUGAGGGGAGAGUCAGGUUCGACUGCUCCCAGAAAUGAGUGUCUCAAUCAAAAGGCUCGACCUGUGAAGCCAACUGUGGCCAACAAAGAAAACUGUCCAAGACCAGUGAGGCCAGAGAAAGGAGCUGCUGUGCAUGGCAGUAAGCUACCUAUACCGGUGAAAAAGUUAAAAGUGAAAUCUGUUCCAGACUUCAAAAAGUUACAUCAACAGUGGGAUAAAAAAUUUCUGAAGAAACAAACAACUGCCAAAAAGGCCUGCACUCAGCCAAUUCCAUUUACCUUCGCAACAUCCAGGGGAGCCAAAUCAACUCAGCCUGUGAGCACAGAUCAUAAUAUGCGAAUGACAUCAUCUGCAAUAACCAAGAAAGAGUUGGCUGAAUCUGAGGGAAGUUAUCUAGUCGGUGCCAAUAAUGCAAUCGUAGCUACAGAUCAGAGUGUAGUUGAAUCAAAACCUAUCCAGACCCAAGGCUGUAAGCCGACAGUUCACCAAGAGUGCAGAGACUUGGGUUCUAGCAUUGCAAUGCUGAAGCUUGACCAGAAUGAGAUGGCAAACAAAGAAAACGACUUUGUUCCUUGCCAGGCAAAUAUCACUCCAUGUAAAGCCGAGAGUUCCUACAUUCAGAAUUCAGCACCUGAGAUCAAGCCACCUUUGCCACCAGAAAAAGCAAAACUAGAGGUCCUACGGACUAACACCAUUCAACCAAAUACAGACAAUAAUGAAGAUUUUGUGAAUAAUCCAAUGGCUCUACAGAGCAUCCUAUCAAAUGUUGGACUUAAUGCUUUUAAUGUAACCAACCACAAACUCAGUCUGGCGCACACAAUAUCCAUGAAAAUGAAUAGCCAAAAUCAUGAGCCAUCUAAUCCAAAACCAGGUAAUAACAAUGAUAUGGCACUUGGGAAUGCCCCAUCAACUCUUGAUGACAAGAAUAUUUUCAGCAACCUCUGUGGCAAACCUAGCAUGACAAUACGAGCCCCUGAGAAGGACAGUGCACUCCAUUGCAAGUAUCCUGCGCAAAGUCCAUAUGUGAUGGGAAGAUCAUCAUACAUGCCCUGCAAUCGUCCUACACUUCCUCUUGCCUGGGGCCGUGCCUCCUGCAUAGCUAAGCUGGGUACCAGAGGUGCAGGUACUGAAAUAAGUUCUCCAAGUUCCAUUCUUCAACCAAUCAAAUUAUAUAACCAAGUUAGCAGUAGACUGCACUUUUCAUCCCAGAAGGCAGCCAGAUGUAAACCAGAUGGCCGGGACUUCAACUUGAUGGAAAGGGCUUGUGAAUCGAAUCGCUCUGUUGCUCCUACAUUUGCUUCUGUUGGAGGUCCUGGCACUUGCAAAUCAGAUACCGAAGAUCUAAGAAUGCAAACACCACAUAGAGUGUUACAACCAUCUAACUAUCAAUUCAGCAGUACACUGGCUCUAUCAUCUCAAAACGUACGGCAUCCAAGAAAUAUGCAUGCUCCCCCUUCAAGUACGGUUGCAACUUCUAAACCUGUGAAUUGGUCAAAUCAUCACUCUCUUAAGGGCAAGACAAAUGGACAGAGUGUCUCAGACCAUACAAAGGAUGGUGAAUAUCUGCCAAUGGAUCAGAUAGUACUUCGUCUGUUUAAUGAUUCAGAAGAACCAAAUGAAGUAGAGAAGGCAACAGAAACCCCAAGCUUAAAGGAAGAAUUGCAAAGACCAAAGACUAAUCAGGCUCCAAGCCUAGUUGAUCUCAAGCUAGUAAAGCUAAAGAACAUUGAACUUCUUUCACAACAACUUCAGAAGGAGUUGCAAGAGGUAAAGGUGAUUGAGGAGACGCUCACAGAAAGCAGCUGUGAGGAAAAUGUACCUGCCUUCCCAGAAGAACAUCCCAAUUUGUCUGGUGCUGUCUUGAAGAAUAGAACAGUUGUUACAGCCUCAAAGCAGCAGGAUGCUGAAGAAUAUAUUAUUUCUUCCCAAAGUACACCUCUAACUUCCAUUCCAACACGUAAGCUUAUAGACUGGUCACGACAGACUAACAGUGUUUCUGGAGCAGCAAAUUGUCUUCCUACCAUGGACCACCAAUCUGAGAUAUUGCUCCCUUCUGCUAAGCUGGCUUUGAAUGUGAUGGACACAUUGCCCACGUCCAUUUCCCAUAGAUCUUCAUACUUGCACACAACGGCCCAAGGGUCGAAAUUCCAAUCCCCUUUUCUCAGUGGAAGCAGAGACAGGAGCACUCUGCUCUGGAGCAGCAUGAAGCAGAGGUAUGGUGAGACUUUCCCUGGAUAUCGAAAACCUUUCCCAGAGGCACUUUUGGAUGAAGAGGUUUCUUGCUGUCUCACCCGUACCAUCCAGUCACCUGAUAAGAUAACAAAGAAGGAAAGAAACUGUGCCAAUCCAGUUGCCAAGAUACUUCAGCAACAAGAAGUUAUGCACUUUGUCCCAAUCGAGCUGCAUUACCAGCCUGAAAUCGCUUCAACAAUUUCUGAUGUCCUUUUGUGAGGAGCCAACAAGUCCUGCCCUAUUGUUAUGAAACUUCUUCUUUUUUUCAUCAUCUGUAUUAGUGUGUCUUAUAACCUGAGGAGACAGGUCUAGUUGUGGACACUUAAAGAGCUUCACUCACUGCUUCAGGGUAUAUUACCAGUAGGAUAGCUGCUUUUCAGUUUUGUUAUAAUAGAAAAGCUGUGUUUUGUCUACAUAAUACUCAAGAUGCUCUGCUUGCAUUAGAGAACAUCUUGUGAUUUGUUAACUAUAUAAACUGCCCAAUUAGCACAAGUAUGCUGAAGGCAUAACCUGCUUCUGGUUGAUCUCAUAACUGUAUAAAUUGUCUAAUGUUCAAAAUAUACUCUCCCUUCAAUCAGAACUGAUGUGCACUCUGUCAUGAAGAUUUUCAUUCUAGCAUCAGUUUCUGUCUUGUGCUGCUGUCCUUUUUAAAGGUCUCCAGUU
This is a messenger RNA of Hemiscyllium ocellatum (epaulette shark), 3041 nucleotides long. RefSeq lists its product as uncharacterized. The record is from RefSeq and is a predicted model, not a curated record. The transcript is spliced from 15 exons. NCBI's taxonomy places the organism in Eukaryota, Metazoa, Chordata, Chondrichthyes, Orectolobiformes, Hemiscylliidae. The coding region runs from base 129 to 2597 and encodes 822 amino acids.